CACCCUUUGUACAACAAGUUCAUGAAGGCUCUCGAUCUGGCCAUUGAGAUGCGCAACUCGCCACCGAAAGCCAUGAAGUGCCUGCUGGAGGAAUUCUGCCGCGUGAAUGGUUACCCAUCGCGUCGCCGUUCCCUAGUUGAUGACGCCCGCUUUGAGACUAUUGUGGUUAAGCAAACCAAGCCAACGGUUUUGGACGAGGCCCGCACUAAGGCCAACGAAGAUCCCAGCUUGGAAGAUACCGUCGCCCAGGCCGAAGAACAGCAGCCACAAGCUGACGAUCUUCCAUACAAAUCGGAAGAGACCGAGUCCAACGACAAUCAGGAUGAAAUUAACGACGCUGGCGUAACGGAGGAGGAAGUCGUUCUGCAGAACGCCGCUUCCGAAUCACCCGAGGCCGAGAAGGAGUUGGUCCGUGCCGCCGUGGUGGUUCACCUACGUGGUGGCAUGGGCUCUCUGGGACGUAUCCUGAAGGCCGUUGAGAUCUACCACGGAACUGUCGGAGUCAUGUUCGACGUCCUCAUCAAGGUCGACAUGGCCCGGUCCAAUCUGCUGCAGUUGAUCCGUUCGCUGCGUCAAACCGCCUCGUUCGGCAGCGUUAGCCUGCUGGCCGAGAACAACGUCAACGUCAAGGCCCCGUGGUUCCCGAGCCAUGCCUCCGAGCUGGACAACUGCAACCACCUGAUGACCAAGUACGAACCAGAUCUCGACAUGAACCACCCCGGUUUCGCUGAUCAGGUAUACCGUGCCCGUAGGAAGGAGAUUGCCGAAAUCGCUUUCGGAUACAAGUACGGAGACCCAAUCCCACACAUCAACUACACCGAAACCGAGAACAAGACCUGGUCGGCCGUGUUCAUCCGCGUCAAGGAACUCAUGACCAAGCACGCCUGCUCCGAGUACGUGACCGUGUUCAAAAAGCUCGAGGAAGAGAAGAUCUUCGUCGUGGAACGCAUUCCACAACUGCAGGAGAUGAGCGACUUCCUCCGCAUGAACACCGGCUUCACACUGCGUCCGGCUGCUGGUCUGCUGGCCGCCUGGGACUUCCUCGCUUCGUUGGCGUUCCGCAUCUUCCAGAGCACCCAGUACGUCCGACACAUCAACUCGCCAUACCACACACCAGAACCCGACUGCAUCCACGAACUGCUGGGCCAUAUGCCACUGCUGGUCGAUCCGAGCUUCGCUCAGUUCUCCCGGGAGAUUGGUCUUGCCUCGCUGGAUGCGUCGGAUGAGGAAAUCGAGAAGCUAUCUACGGUCUACUGGUUCACCGUAGAGUUCGGUCUGUGCAAGGAGAACAACGAAAUCAAGGCCUACGGUGCCAGUCUGCUGUCGGCUUACGGAGAACUGCUGCAUGCCAUCAGUGAGAAGCCAGUGCACCGCGCAUUCGAUCCGACAAGCACCGCUGUCCAGUCCUACCAGGACCAAGAAUACCAGACAAUCUACUACGUCGCCGAGAGCUUCGAGGAUGCCAUGGAGAAGUUCCGCCGCUGGGUCUCGACCAUGUCCCGGCCGUUCGAGGUCCGCUUAAGCCCACACACCGAGCGCGUUGAAGUGCUCGACUCCGUCGACAAGCUCGAAACCCUCGUGUCACAGCUCAACACCGAAAUCCGGCAUCUGACGAAUGCGAUCGCCAAGCUGCGACAACCGUUCUGCUAAAGACAGCUGCACUAAAAAACUAUGCUGUGAAUCCCCAGUCGUUCAU
This is a messenger RNA of Ochlerotatus camptorhynchus, 1696 nucleotides long. RefSeq names its product tyrosine 3-monooxygenase-like. The transcript has a single exon. The coding region runs from base 22 to 1650 and encodes 542 amino acids. The record is from RefSeq and is a predicted model, not a curated record. Gene Ontology annotation, cellular component: axon; cytoplasm; perikaryon. Gene Ontology annotation, biological process: dopamine biosynthetic process from tyrosine. Gene Ontology annotation, molecular function: iron ion binding; tyrosine 3-monooxygenase activity. NCBI's taxonomy places the organism in Eukaryota, Metazoa, Arthropoda, Insecta, Diptera, Culicidae.